Messenger RNA from Humulus lupulus (European hop), 3033 nucleotides. RefSeq names its product receptor-like protein EIX2. Gene Ontology annotation, molecular function: protein binding. Bases 58 to 3018 code for a protein of 986 amino acids. NCBI's taxonomy places the organism in Eukaryota, Viridiplantae, Streptophyta, Magnoliopsida, Rosales, Cannabaceae. The record is from RefSeq and is a predicted model, not a curated record. The transcript is spliced from 2 exons.
AACCAAUUAAUAUAAGUUUUACACUCAAAAUCAGAUCAUUUGUGAGGAGCGUACGUAAUGAUAGUAGUACUGGGUCUUAUGUUGUUGCUUGCCACGGCUGUUCAUGUGGUGAGUGAGAGUAAUCAACCUCAGUGCUUGGAAAGUGAGAAAGAGGCUCUCCUAAGCUUUAAACUUGUCGUUCAAGAUCCAAACGAUCCUAUCUACUCACGCACCAAUAUUAGCGUUGACCAAAACUGUUGCGAAUGGAGCUAUGUCACCUGUGACCACCAAACAAAUCAUGUCAUUGCCAUUGAUUUUAGUGGCCCUGAGCAAAAUGUAAUCGGUGGUGUGAUCGGCUCAUCCUUGCUUCAACUGGAAUAUUUGUCCCACUUGGACCUGAGUGGAAUGAACUUUAGUCGGAUUCCGAGGUUUAUGGGCUCUUUGGAAAAACUUACAUAUCUCAAUCUUGGAGGGAAUCCUAUCAGUGGAAUUGUUCCUCCACAGCUUGGAAAUCUCACCAAAUUGGAAUUUCUUGAUCUCUCAAGCACUUCCGAUCAAGUGAUUGUUGGUAAUCUUGAUUGGCUCUCACGUCUCACUUCUUUGAGGACCUUUAGACUGUCGGGAGUGACUUUUACUAAAGAAGAGCUACAAUCCAUCAAAUGGGCACCUAGCUUAUCAACCUUAUUUAUAUCGAAUUGUCUACUUCCCAAGGUAGAUACUUCCUCUCUUUCUUAUGCAAACUAUUCCUUUAAAUUUCUCCACUCUCUUCAAAUCUCUCAAAAUUCUAUACAUCCUGCAACAAUUACCUGGUUAUUAAAUUCUAGUGUAAUCCUUGAUACGUUGUUGCUCACAAAUAACAUCAUAGAUGGUUACUUUCCAAAUUCGUUUGUACACAAGCAAUUUCUUGAGCAUGUUGACUUGUCAGGAAAUAAAAUUGCAAGUAAAGUGCCAAAAUCAUUGGGCAACCUUACAAACCUAAAGCAUUUGGAUUUGUCUAGUAACAAUAUCAGUGGAACGUUACAUAAUCUUUUAGAAAACCUCACAGGUUCCACCAGAAAGUCCUUAAAGAAUUUGCACUUAAGUUUUAACCAACUUGGGGGGUCAAUUCUUGAGGAUUUUCAGAAGGCAUUCCCAUCUUUGAUAGAGCUAUAUCUUGAUAAUAAUCUGUUAGAAGGCCCUUUCCCUAACCAUUUAAAAAUAUUUCCUAGUCUUCAAUUUUUAAAUUUGGAUGACAACCACUUCACAGGACUACUGCCCGAUCUUUCAUCAAUGCCAAAUUUGACGACUUUCAGUGCAUCAAACAACAAGUUCAAUGGUACUUCAAGUGAUAGUAUUGGUGAGCUUCAUAGUCUAGAGGUUUUAGAUGUCUCUUCUAACUCUCUCGUUGGUGAUAUUUCUAAUGUGCUAAAACUACGAUGUCCUCGAUUGAACCACUUAGAUUUAUCCCAUAACUCAAAUGCUUCGUUGAAAUUUAUCUCCAAAUAUUGGGUCCCAUCGUUUCAGCUCACAUUCAUAAAAUUGAUUUCAUGCAAGUUAGGUCCACAAUUUCCUAGUUGGCUCCAAACCCAAACAAACGUCUCUGUUCUAGAUAUUUCAAACUCGGGUAUUUCUGGUCCUAUUCCUAAUUGGUUCAAAAAUAGAACUUCAAAUUUAGUGUAUUUAAAUAUGGCUCAAAACAAUCUUUCCGGAACUUUGCCAAAUCUUUUAAUAAAAGAAGAUUAUCAAGUUAAAGUGGUUGACUUGAGCUUUAACCAAUUCCAUGGUUCUAUCCCAUCUUCUUUGUCAAUUGUAAGCCAUUUGUAUCUCUUCAAUAAUAAAUUCACCGAAUUCAGAUUAUUUCUAUGUAAAGAAAAUGAAGAGUACAAUUCACUAUAUAUUCUUGACAUUUCUCAUAAUCAUUUAUCUGGAAAGAUUCCUGAUUGUUGGGGAAAUUUCCAACAACUGAGUGUUCUAAAUUUAGGAUACAAUAAGUUGUCUGGAGAAAUCCCUAGCUCAUUGAACAAGGCAAUGCUUCAAACUCUACAAUUGAGGCACAAUAGUUUAUCAGGAACGUUGCCUUCCUCUUUGAAAAACUGCAGUUGGCUACAUGUUCUAGAUCUGGGGAGUAAUAAUUUGACAGGAUCUAUACCAUCAUGGAUUGGAGAAAAACUGAACAAGUUAGUUUUACUUAGUCUGAAGUCAAAUAAAUUUGAUGGAAGCAUCCCAUUGAAUCUUUGUCUUCUUACUAAAAUCCAAGUACUAGAUCUCUCGUCAAAUGAAUUGUCAGGAGCUAUUCCUUCUUGCAUUGAAGAAUUCACAUCAAUGAAACAAAUGGGCAACCAAGAAAGUACCAUCUCUUCAACCCCACUUGUAAGUUACUACCAUAGAACUUCCUUCGGUUCGUAUAACAAUAUUGCAUCAAUCACAUGGAAAGGAGUAGAGUAUGAAUAUGAUAAAAUCUUGGGAUUACUAAGAGUUAUUGACCUAUCAAGCAACAAAUUGAAAGGAGAGAUUCCUAUUGAAGUGACUCAUCUUAUUCAAUUGAUUCAACUAAAUCUUUCAAGGAAUAAUUUGUGGGGAGAAAUUCCUAGCAUGAUUGGCAACUUGACCAAGCUAGAUUCACUGGAUUUAUCUCACAAUAAAAUAUCUGGUGAAAUUCCUUUAAGCUUGGCUCAAAUAAAUUCUUUAAAUUGCUUAGAUCUAUCAAAUAACCGAUUGAUAGGAAAAAUCCCUACCGGUACUCAGUUGCAAAGUAUCAAUGCUUCUGCAUAUAUGAAGAACCUUGGACUCUAUGGACCUCCCCUAUCAAGUUCACGCUCAACAGAUGUUCCUUCGUUUUCAACUUAUGAUGAUGAUGAUGAUGAAAGCAAUAAUGAAUGGUGUUAUAUAGGAAUUGGAGUUGGAUACAUUAUUGGAUUUUGUGGUGUUUGUGGCAAUUUAUUGAUCAAUGCUUCUUGGAGACUUGCUUAUUUUCGGAUGAUGUAUAACUUGGGAGACUGGCUCUACGUAAUGAUCACCAUUAAAUGGGCUUUGUUGCGGAGAAAACUUGCCUGGCACUAGCUGAUACUUUUGCAG